Molecule: messenger RNA, 1008 nt
Organism: Alternaria incomplexa
Lineage: Eukaryota; Fungi; Ascomycota; Dothideomycetes; Pleosporales; Pleosporaceae
Exons: 2
Coding region: 1-1008 (335 amino acids)
Biological process (GO): glucan catabolic process
Molecular function (GO): beta-glucosidase activity
Source: RefSeq, a predicted model, not a curated record
AUGGACGGUGAGACUCUGAUUCAGAACGUGUCGGCACUGUGCAACAACACCAUUGUCGUCAUCCACUCUGUCGGACCUGUCCUUGUCAACAACUUCUACGACAACGAGAACAUCACUGCCAUUCUCUGGGCUGGUCUUCCCGGCCAAGAGUCUGGCAACGCCAUCGUCGACAUCCUCUACGGCCGCCACAACCCCGGUGGCAAGCUUCCCUUCACCAUUGGCAGCUCCCAGGAAGAGUACGGCCCCGAUGUCACUUACGAGCCCACCAACGGCCACGGCAGCCCCCAGGACAACUUCGACGAGGGUGUCUUCAUUGACUACCGCGCGUUUGACAAGAAGAACAUCACUCCUAUCUACGAGUUCGGUUUCGGUCUCUCCUACACCACCUUUGAGUACUCUAACAUCAGUGUCACAAAGGUGCCUGCUGGCGCAUACGAACCCACUACUGGUCAGACCAUCGCUGCCCCUACUCUUGGCAACUACAGCAGGAACAUUGAGGAGUACCAGUUCCCCGCCAACUUCACUCGUCCGGCCACCUUCAUCUACCCUUACCUGAACUCGACUGACCUUGCUGAGGCGUCGCAAGACCCUGAGUACGGUGUCGACUACACGUGGCCUGAAGGUUCCACUGAUGGCUCACCUCAGGCUCGCAUCGCCGCCGGUGGUGCUCCCGGUGGUAACCCUCAGCUGUGGGACGUCCUCUACACUGUUGAGGCCACCAUCACCAACAACGGCACCGUCGCUGGUGACGAAGUUGUUCAGUGCUACAUUGCUCUCGGUGGCCCUGAGGACCCUGUAGUCCAGCUCCGCGCCUUUGACCGUCUGAGCAUCCAGCCCGGUAUGAGCGCUACCUUCCACGCUGACAUCACCCGCCGUGACAUCAGCAACUGGGACGUCGCUGCCCAGAACUGGGUCAUCUCCGAGUACCCCAAGACGGUGUACGUCGGUGCCAGCUCGCGUAAGUUGUUGCUUACUGCUGAGAUGGACACAAGCGACUACACUUCUUAG